This is a messenger RNA of Exaiptasia diaphana, 1055 nucleotides long. RefSeq names its product universal stress protein PHOS34. Bases 67 to 552 code for a protein of 161 amino acids. NCBI's taxonomy places the organism in Eukaryota, Metazoa, Cnidaria, Anthozoa, Actiniaria, Aiptasiidae. The record is from RefSeq and is a predicted model, not a curated record. The transcript has 4 exons.
UGUAAUUUAGCGCACACUGACGUGACGUGCUUGAGAUAGUGAGUUUUCUUCGAUUCCUUACCCGACAUGGCUUCCAAGAGAGUAAUUGCCAUAUGUGUUGAUGGCAGUGAAUGUAGCAAACAUGCAGUGGAUUUUUAUAGAGACAAAAUAAGGAAGACAGGUGAUAGUGUGGUGUUCAUUUAUGUCCCAGGAACUCCUCAUCUACCAGUUUUCAGUUUUAAAGGAGGGAUGAAUAUUCCCCAUGAAGAGUGGGCAGAAAUCAUGAGAAAACAUAAUGAGCCCAAAGAAGAGAUCGAAGUCUACUGUACUUCAAAGAUAAAAGAAAUACAUGACAAAGACAAGACAUUUAGUGGAAAGUUUGUUGCUUCUUCUCAUGAUGAAGUUGGGCCAGGGAUUGUUCAUGAAGCCAAAACUGCUAAUGUUGAUCUGAUUGUUGUUGGUACGCGUGGUAUGAAUACCAUUCGCCGUACUCUACUAGGUUCAGUCAGUGACUAUGUACUACACCAUUCUGCUGUUCCUGUGGCUAUUGUCCCACCAGAAAAGACUGAUUAGCUGUUUACCUCUGCUUACCUGCAGACUAAAAUAAUKCAAUUAYUWCAUCAUUUUAUUGAUUGAGAYCAUUGCUACCAUUAGCUAUUUCAGUCUCAUAGGUAUAAAAAUAGUCACAUUAAUGUAAACGCCUUUGUAGCUCUACUUUGUACUGCACAUGUAGUUAGUUUUUUUGAUUGAAGUCACACUAGCACUUUCCACAGUAGUGCAUUUUUCAUGAGUGAUUUGUGUUAAUUUUCAAUUGCCUUGAUAGCAAUCAGAAGGCAGACAAGAUCACCAUGAUACAAAAAUGUACUGUACUAAAUAUGUCAAGGCACCUUAGAUGAAAUAGCUUGGCUGCCAAUGGUCAAUCUUUUACAAUUUUAUAAAAUUUUGAUUCAUAUCUUCUGUCAUCAAAAUGUCACUGAUAUAAACAACUAUCAUGACUUUUGUGUGCUUUUGAGAUUUUCCCAUACCUUUGUACUCUGGUUUCAAACUUACUAAAUAAAUAUAUCAUUUGAUAACAA